This is a messenger RNA of Balearica regulorum gibbericeps (East African grey crowned-crane), 360 nucleotides long. Lineage: Eukaryota; Metazoa; Chordata; Aves; Gruiformes; Gruidae. The record is from RefSeq and is a predicted model, not a curated record.
AUGGGGAAUAGAGUGCCUGCUUCUGUAGGAUUGUCUAAUGAUGCUGCUGUGAGUCAAAUACAGGAGAUUAUUUCAGACAACUGUGUGGUGAUUUUCUCCAAAACAACAUGUUUCUACUGCAAAAUGACAAAGAAACUUUUUGAGGGUAUGAAUGUAAAUUAUACAGCUGUAGAACUGGACAUGAAUACAAAUGGAAGUCGUUUCCAAGACAUUCUUGAACAGAUGACUGGUGGCAGAACAGUCCCAAGAGUGUUUGUCAAUGGGACUUUUGUUGGAGGUGCUACCGAUACUCAGAGGCUUCAUGAGGAAGGCAAACUGCUUCCAUUAGUCUAUCAAUGUCAAGUAAAAAGAGAAUCCUGA